This is a messenger RNA of Porites lobata, 1568 nucleotides long. Lineage: Eukaryota; Metazoa; Cnidaria; Anthozoa; Scleractinia; Poritidae. The record is from the annotation of a GenBank genome assembly.
AUGGGGAAGCAUAGACAACAACUAGACUCUCAAGAAUGCAACAGAUUGAGUGUACACCGGGAACAACUCUGGGAGGACUGUGUGGUGUUCUUUAAAAACCCAAAGUUUAAUACAAGAUAUCCCUUGAGAAUCAGAUUUGCUGGAGAAGCUGGGCUUGACGCUGGAGGACUACGUCGUGAAUUUGGCUCUCUCUUAGUCAGUAAGUUGUUCUCCUCAGAAGCCACGUUAUUUGAGGGUAGUGAUGAUCGAAAAGUUCCUGUAUACAAUGCUGAUGCUGUACAUUCAAACCUUUUCCACUUAGCCGGAAAGAUUUGUGCCUACCUAUUGUCCCGCCUAGGCCUUGGUGUAUCUUGCCUUAGUCCAGUGAUUUAUUCUUACAUUACAACUGAUGAAGUACAUGAAGCACCAAAGCAAUGCACCCUGGAAGAUAUACAAGACUGCGACUUGCGUAAAUUCAUUGAAGAGGUAUAUAUGUGGAUGCAACUUGUAAAGCUGCCUUUCUUUUGGAUUCUAGUAUUUCCGAAGUUCACAUUAUCUUCAUAUGUUUGUAACUUAUUUACAUUUUGAACCUUAUUGCAAACUGCUAGAUGGUGGUGGCCCCAGCACAAAUUAAAGUUUGGGUCCCUCUUACAUGAUUGUUAUGAUGUAGUCCCCUCCAAAGAAUAACACAAAAAACUCUUUAACAGUAGGUGGUGAAAAGACGGUUUCCUUGUGGCAAGUUUACAAAGGGGCCUGAAAAAAUAUUCAGCCAUUCACACAUGUUAUAAAAGGAGAACUUACCCGGAUACCUUCUCAAUUCUGAGGAUUAAUAGUGCUAGUUUACAAUAGUCGUGCUAGAAAAAUAGUAUUUUUUUUGUAUACUGCUUUGAUUAAAUAAACAAUAGCCUCCAUUUGGCGCGAAAAUAUACUAGGAUAUUUGUACGCGGACAUUAUCUGUUGCGAGAAGCGAACAGUUUUCCUAGAGCGUAGCUCGAGGGACACUGAGCUUCGAGGAACAGAUAAUGUCCAAGGACAAAUAUCCGAACAUAUUUUCGCCCCAAAUGAAGGCUAUUGUGUUUAUUAUCCUUCAAAUCUUUUUUGCAACGCACGAAGUUUUGAAAAUUGGGGAAUAUUCGGACAUGUGAUGUGUUUAGACCAAUUACGUGCGAGCGAAAAUAUUUGAUGGAUUAUGAUUGGGAAUAUCUUUGAACAUGUAGGUGAAUAACGCGAGCUCUAAUGACGAACUUCAGAGAAUCUUGGAUGGGAAUGAUCAAACGGACGCACUGCUAGCAGGAGGAUGGGUGCGCGUCUUAACCAUGGAAAAUAAAGGCUUGGCAAUGUGGCAGUUGAUGAUACGUGAAGUUAUUUUGAAGAGAAAAGUAGCACUUGACCAGUUUUGUGCAGGUUUAAACGUUCUAGGUGUCCGCGAAUUGUUGAUGGCUCACAGCAAAAUGAUGGACCCCUACUUUGUUGCAAGGGAGCAAACUCCUCUCAGCGCCAAUGCUGUUCUUGCACUGUUCAAAGACAUCUCACAGCAACAGUCAGAUGCCAAAAAGGAGCAAGCCCGGCAGCAUCUGAUCAAGGCUAUA